AUGAAGCUCUCCUCCACGCUUGUAUUUGGUGCAGCCUUGACUCUGGCUCAUGCCAAUCCAGUCGCGAAGCGAGCCAUCUCUGACGCCGAUAUUCUCAAUUAUGCUCUGACUCUCGAGCAUCUCGAAGCGACCUUCUACGAGGAAGGCCUCAAGAACUACACGGAGCAGGACUUUAUAGAUGCCGGCCUGGAUAGCACCUUCUACACUAACCUGAAGACGAUUGCUAUGGAUGAAACGACCCACGAGGCUUUCCUGACCCAAGCUCUGGCUGCUGCUGGAGCGAAGCCUGUAGAGCGCUGCACUUAUGUCUUCCCGUCAACGGAUGUCCUGUCCUUCCUUGCCCUCGGCAAUGUUUUGGAAGGUGUUGGUGUUAGCGCCUACCUCGGUGCCGCCGCUUCAAUUAUGAACCCCGCGUACCUCACAGCGGCUGGUAGCAUCUUGACUGUUGAAGCCCGCCACAGCGCCUACCUGCGAGCUACACUUGGAGAGGCCCCGUCUGCACAGGCAUUUGACAACCCUCUUGAUUUCAAUGAGGUCUUCACGGUCGCUUCACCUUUCAUUGCCUCUUGUCCAUCGACCAACGAGCAGCUACCCGUCAAGGCAUUCCCGUCUCUCACAAUGAGCGCAACGGCACCAGCCAUGAAUGGCUCCCAGGUUGCGGUCAUGGCCGGGCCCGGCUUCAACACGUCGAUGGAUAUGAGCAAUGUCUUUGCUGCAUUUAUCACCGUCACUGGUCCUGUUUGGGCCCCACUGAAUAGCAGUGGUGAUGGGAAGUUCACCGUAACUAUUCCAAGUGGCGUUUCUGGCCAGAGUUAUGUUGUUCUUACCCAGGGCAACACUCAGGCUACGGACGAUAAUAUUCUAGCUGGCCCUGCUAUCAUUGAGGUUGGUGCUAUGACGGGAAGCAUGGGAAUGGGAGCUGUCACGUCAAGCAGCAUGUCUGGAAAACCGACUUCGACCAUAUCUAUGUCCUUGACCAGCUCGAAGACUACCUCCUCAAUGACCGCGGGGGCCACUACGUCGCCGGCGUUCAACGAGGCGAGCGUACUUAUGGGGACUGGCACUACCGGUGUGCUUGGCGCAUUUAUUGCUGCAGCUGCGUUCGUCAUGCAGUGA
Messenger RNA from Penicillium canariense, 1116 nucleotides. Its product is annotated as ferritin-like domain-containing protein. The transcript is spliced from 5 exons. The coding region runs from base 1 to 1116 and encodes 371 amino acids. The record is from RefSeq and is a predicted model, not a curated record. Lineage: Eukaryota; Fungi; Ascomycota; Eurotiomycetes; Eurotiales; Aspergillaceae.